This is a messenger RNA of Hemicordylus capensis (graceful crag lizard), 2016 nucleotides long. It is a transcript of the gene AFG1L, whose product is annotated as AFG1 like ATPase. The record is from RefSeq and is a predicted model, not a curated record. Lineage: Eukaryota; Metazoa; Chordata; Lepidosauria; Squamata; Cordylidae. The transcript has 14 exons. Gene Ontology annotation, cellular component: mitochondrion; cytoplasm. Gene Ontology annotation, molecular function: ATP hydrolysis activity; ATP binding. Bases 193 to 1866 code for a protein of 557 amino acids.
AUUUCGGGCCUUUCGGGGUCAGCCGCGUGGCAUGAAAACCACACUUCCCAGCAUGCUUUGGCAUCCGGCUUGCCCUUUCCCUCCCUGAACGGAGCAGCGCGUUGCAUUCUGGAGCUCGUAGUCCUUUCGAGGGAAGCUGGCUGGGGCUCAAGGGGAAGGUGACUGGGAUCGGCUGCCCUGAGGAGAGAGUUGAUGCAAUGGCCGUGUCAGUUGUUUCUCUUCGGUCCGGUUAUUUCUGAAUCAGGAGGAGGAGCGGGGGAAAGCCUCGGCAAGAUGGCGGCGCCCAUGUCGCCCUUGGUUACUGGGCGCUGCCUUCUAAGGGCUGCCGCUCGACGUGCUGUCCUCCUGCUCUCCAGGUGGGCUGAGGCUGGCGCCCUGCGGAAAGUUUACACAGUUCAGGCAGCUGAGAAAACUUCCAGUAGCAGUCUAUCAGAUGCUAAUUCCAAAGCUUUGUUGGUUUGCAAUGGACCUUUAGAACAUUAUGAGUUUCUGAUCAAGACAAAGGAGCUGAGGAAUGACGAGCAGCAACUAAAAGUUAUACAAUGCCUGCAGAAACUACAUGAAAAUCUUAAAGGCUACAGUAUUGGCUCAAAACACAUCUUAUCAAAGUUGUUUACAAGACACAAACCUCCAAAAGGCCUUUAUGUGUAUGGAGAUGUUGGCACAGGAAAGACAAUGGUGAUGGACAUAUUUUAUUCUCAUAUAGAAGUAGAAAGGAAAAAGAGAGUACAUUUUCAUGGCUUCAUGCUAGAUGUGCACAAAAGAAUACAUCGCCUUAAGCAGAACUUACCAAAAAGGAAAGCUGGAUUGAUGGCAAAAUCAUAUGAUCCAAUUGCCCCUAUAGCUGCCGAAAUAAGUGAGGAGGCUUGUCUCUUGUGUUUUGAUGAAUUUCAAGUCACAGACAUUGCUGAUGCCAUGAUUCUCAAGCAGCUUUUUGAAAACCUGUUCCAAAAUGGUGUUGUCGUUGUGGCAACAUCGAACAGGCCACCAGAAGACCUCUAUAAAAAUGGGCUCCAGAGAGUAAACUUUGUGCCAUUCAUUGCUGUAUUGAAGAAUUAUUGCAGCACCAUCCAACUAGAUUCUGGAAUAGACUACAGGAAACAAGCCCUUCCGGCAGCAGGGAAGGUUUACUACCUCACAAGUGAAGCUGAUGUGGAGGCUGUCAUGGAUAAGUUGUUUGAUGAGCUGGCUCAAAAACAAAAUGAUUUAACUAGACCAAGGAUUUUAAAAGUACAAGGCAGAGGGCUGAGAGUGAAUAAAGCGUGUGGAACCAUUGCAGACUUCACAUUUGAAGAGCUGUGUGACAGACCACUUGGAGCCAGUGAUUAUUUGGAAAUAGCCAACAAUUUUGACCUAGUCUUCAUUCAUUACAUACCUCUCUUUACAAUGGCAAAAAGGACCCAAGCUCGACGCUUCAUUACGCUCAUUGAUGCUUUUUAUGACAAAAAGAAAGAUGUCCUUGAGGAAAACAAACAGCACUUACAGAGGCAGGGGAGAGCAGCAGACAUCAUCCUCCCCCCUCCCGUGCCCUGUAUGCUCUGCUGCUUGACAAGACUCUGGCUGAGUGAAGAGCAGCCUCACUAUGCAGAGCUAUGUCCCCAGAUUGCUGCUCUGAAGGUGCGUAUUAUUUGCUCUGCAUCAGCUCCACUCCAUAGCAUGUUUCUUCAAGAACACCAUGACAGUGGUCUGGAUGAAAGCAGGAUACUGAUGGAUGAUCUGGGGUUGAGCCAAAACUCUGCUGAAGCACUUUCUAUGUUUACGGGAGAAGAGGAGAUUUUUGCUUUUCAGCGCACCAUCUCUCGCCUCACCGAAAUGCAGACCGAGCAGUACUGGAAUGAUGGGGACAGGAGCAGGAAACCCUUGUAAUUGGAAAGCUAGCAAAUAGUUAUUAUAAAGAUGGGAAGUUUUAACAAGAUCAUAAUUUAUUUUUAAGAGAAGCAUCAGGCAGUAUUGCACUUUACCCCUCGAACUAUUUGCAUUUUUUGAUGUUAAUGAUUAAAGGUUUAUGGACCGGCA